UUAAUUUUUCAGAUUGCCUACUAACAUUUCCAUUAACACUCUCUCAAGGAAAUGCUGAUUCAGAUCAAUGCUCACUUUUCACAUGGAUGAAAUGCAGCCUAGAGGUGCACGGAUUGCCCUAACUCAAGGACAGACUGUGUGUAAGAACUGGAAAAGGCCCUAGCAACAUACUCCCACCCAAAAGCGGCUCUGUGGGCUCUCCAGCACCCUGCACCCUCUGGCCCCCUUGAGCACAGCAAUAUGGAGCUGGUCAAUAGGACGGAGAUCUCAGAGUUCUUUCUGAAAGGAUUUUCUGGCCACCCAGCCCUGGAGCACCUGCUCUUCCCCCUGUGUUCAACCAUGUACUUGGUGACCCUGCUGGGGAACACGGCCAUCGUGGCAGUGAGCAUCCUGGACGUCCGCCUGCACACGCCCAUGUACUUCUUCCUGGGCAAUCUCUCCAUCCUGGACAUCUGCUACACGUCUACUUUUGUGCCUCUGAUGCUGGUCCACCUCCUGUCAGCCCAGAAGACCAUCUCCUUUAUUGGCUGCGCAAUCCAGAUGUGUCUGAGCCUAGCCACAGGCUCCACGGAGUGUCUACUUCUUGCCAUCAUGGCCUAUGAUCGCUACCUGGCCAUUUGCCGGCCACUCAGGUACCCCGUGCUCAUGAGCCCCCGGCUCUGCUUGUUGCUGGUGGCAACUGCCUGGGUCCUCUGUCUCGUCAAGUCAGUGACUGAGACAGUCAUCGCCAUGAGGCUGCCCUUCUGCGGUCACCAUGUGGUCAGUCACUUCACCUGUGAGAUCCUGGCCGUGCUGAAGCUGGCAUGCAGUGACACGUCAGUCAGUGAAGCCUUCCUGCUGGUAGGGGCCAUCCUGCUGCUGCCUAUACCCCUGGCAUUCAUCUGCCUGUCCUACACACUUAUCCUGGCCACCGUCCUGAGAGUGCCCUCAGCUGCUGGGCGCCGCAAAGCCUUCUCCACCUGCUCGGCACACCUGGCUGUGGUGAUGCUUUUCUAUGGCACCGUCAUAUUCAUGUACAUGAAACCCAAGAGCAAAGAGACCCGCAUCUCUGAUGAGGCCUUCACAGUCCUCUAUGCCGUGGUCACGCCCAUGCUGAACCCUGUCAUCUACAGCUUGAGGAACAAGGAGGUGAAGGAGGCUGCCAGGAAAGUGUGGGGUAGGAGCUGGACGUCCAAGUAAGGGAGGCCUGGGAUCUUCAGGUUAGUAGGUGAGGCCUUCAUAGGCCUACAGUGCGGACAGGUGGGGUGCAGGGCUGAGUCUGGAAUAUUCAUCCCAGAAAGGCAGCACCAAGUCCCACUGAUGUCACCACAGAAUUGCUCACAAAGCACCCCUCAGCCCCUUCUCUGGCAUCGCCCUGGCCAGCUCUCUGCAUCUCUUCCUGCACCUUUACACCAGCUCCUGGGUGGCCUCAAGACUGCACUCCAGUGGUCCUUCCACUCUAUCCUCCCUGGGGCCUCCAGAGGGACCUCUGUGAAAAGCAAAUGUGAUCACAUCCUCUCUUGACUGAAACCCCCAAAUGGCUCCCCCUCUCAGGACAAAGUGUAAGCUCCUUCAUGGGACAUUCUGGGCCUUCACAAGCUGGCCCUGCUGGUCCUGACUAACCCCUAGCCUUCUGCCCCACAUUCUCCCUCCUGACAGCCACACAUACCAGCCAGGUGUGAGCCCCAAUGUUGCCCAGCCCUGCCUGGCUCUGUGCUCUUCUUGAUUCUUCCCACAAGGCAGCCACACCCAGCACCAACUCCAGGAUGGCCAGACCCUCAAGGCCCAGCUCAAAUGCCACCUCCCCCAGGAAACCUCCUCGCUGAGCUCCUCCUGCUUUACUCUGUCCCAAGGUCCAGCCCUGCCCAACCCUCAGGCGCCCAUAGGUUUUGUAAAUAAAUACGUGAACACAACAGUGUAGGGGUGAUAGUGGCAGAGCCUGGGGUCCUUCCUGAACCUAAGCAGAGUGGAGACAGAGCUCAAAGAUAAACCUAGUGCCCUGGGAGGUGACAGUAGAGGCAGUGAGGAGGCCCAGAGUCCAUGAUCUCCAGAGCAGUCCAGCCACAGGGUACUGAUCACCCUGAGCAGCCCAGGGCCUGUGUUCCCAACAUCUGAGUUGCAACACCUGAGCAGCAACAGCAGCUGUUGCCAUGCCUCCCAGCCCAGCAUCCAGGCCUCACCUGGCUUCGGGGAGACUGGCUCUACCCUUCCUUACCUGAUCACAGGGAUCCUGCCAGAGCUGCCCCUUCCUGGUGCUCAGCCUCUUCCCAGCUUCCCUUUCUGACAACUUAAUGAGCACAGAGUAGAAACAGAUGCAGAUUCACAGAGAUCUCCAUUCCCUGCCUGCCCCCACCCCCAGCCUUAGUGGCACCAUCUGUAUGAUGGGGAGCUGGCCUUGGCCU
Ailuropoda melanoleuca (giant panda) is the source of this 2381-nucleotide messenger RNA. Its product is annotated as olfactory receptor 13J1. The transcript has a single exon. The coding region runs from base 241 to 1179 and encodes 312 amino acids. Gene Ontology annotation, molecular function: olfactory receptor activity; G protein-coupled receptor activity. The record is from RefSeq and is a predicted model, not a curated record. Gene Ontology annotation, biological process: G protein-coupled receptor signaling pathway. Gene Ontology annotation, cellular component: membrane. Lineage: Eukaryota; Metazoa; Chordata; Mammalia; Carnivora; Ursidae.